Ascochyta rabiei is the source of this 1491-nucleotide messenger RNA. RefSeq lists its product as uncharacterized. The record is from RefSeq and is a predicted model, not a curated record. NCBI's taxonomy places the organism in Eukaryota, Fungi, Ascomycota, Dothideomycetes, Pleosporales, Didymellaceae. The coding region runs from base 1 to 1491 and encodes 496 amino acids. The transcript has 3 exons. Gene Ontology annotation, molecular function: protein binding.
AUGGACACCACAUUCAUCACCAUUCACGAUCUCACCGAUGACGCUCACAUUUUGUACUCUUCCGACUCCAUUGUGGACAUCCUCGGCCACACCCCUGACGAGGUCGUCAACCACUCAGUAUGGCAGUUCUUCCAUCCAGAGGAACUACCCAUCGCCAAGACCAAGUACGGUCGAGGAGUGCGCCUCGACAAGGCAGCUGUCCUGUCGUACUGCCGCCUCAAAAACCGUCAGGGAGACUGGGUCGGCUGCGAGUGUUGUUUCUCCAUUGUCUACGAUGUAAUGGUAUGCUGCACGAGUAUCUACAGGCAUGGCAUGGAAAGCCAGAAGCGUGCUGUCGAGGCCCCUAUCGUCCGUAAAUUGUUCGCUUCGUCUCCCAAAGAUCCCCGUUACCAUAUGCUGUCUCAUCUCUCCAGCAAAUUCGACCUCGGCCCGGACGACCAAACCCACGAACCUCGCGCAGCCCUUUUCCUGAAUCGAUUCACCCGAACCUUGACUGUCAUGUAUGCCACGGGUGGGAUCGAGCAAAUUGUUGGUGUCAGUGGCGAAGAGAUGAAGGGACGAAGUUUCUACUACUGCAUCGCCUUGAACUGCCUUACCGAGGCCGUACGCUGUCUUGAAUCCGCCAAAGGAAACGACUCGAUAGCCUAUAUGCGUUUUAUGUUUCGGGACCCCCGCCAAGAAGAUCCACCGGAAUUGACUUCAUCUGAGAGCGAGGAUGACGAGAUGACUGAUGUUACGAGCGACGACGAUGAGUCUGUUGAGGGGGGUGUGCGGCUUGGUCAUCCGUCGUCAAAUGGCAUGCAUGCAGGACACCGACCGAACGGUUCCCAUGGGAACAGCGAAGAGCCGCCGGUCAAUCAUCGCACAGAAUCUGGAGACAGUGCUGCGCAAGCAGACACACACCGUGGCGUCUUUGGAGAAGAUCCGAGGAGACACUCAUCUACCUCUUCACUAGGAGGUUCACCAUCGGUGCAUCAAAACGAUGACAUUGAACUUGAAGCUGUCAUCUCGUGCACCACGGACGGACUUGUAGUAUGCUUACGUCGUGCUCGACCAAUGCUUCCAGGAACGGUACCCAUUUCACAAACAGGGCAGCCAUACACCGGUAUCUAUGCGGCUCCAUGGGCGUCGCAGCCUGUGUUCCACCCGGCUCCACCAUUGAUGCCACCCUACCCUCUGGGUGCUCAACACCCAGCCAUGUUGCACUCAGGACCAUCUUUGCAAUUCCAAAACCAAUUCAUGCAAAGUAUUCGCGAUGUCGCCGUCUUCGCAUGGGCUCUGACAGGCAUCAACGGCAGCUUAGCGGAAUACGCGCGAGGUACCCCGAAGGGAGAAAGUCAGCCACCGCAGGGUUUCCCAAUCUGGAAUCCUCUUCCCGAUCCGUCGGUGCUUGGACACAAGAAGUCCGAAACCCCUUCUGGAUAUGGUUCAGGUACUAACAGCACCUCAAGCAAUGAUAACUUUGGAUUCGGUGAUCCUGGCCUGAAGUAA